Messenger RNA from Morone saxatilis (striped sea-bass), 9860 nucleotides. RefSeq names its product furry homolog b (Drosophila) (gene fryb). Lineage: Eukaryota; Metazoa; Chordata; Actinopteri; Moronidae. Gene Ontology annotation, cellular component: cell cortex; site of polarized growth. The record is from RefSeq and is a predicted model, not a curated record. Gene Ontology annotation, biological process: neuron projection development; cell morphogenesis.
GAAGAAACAAAGAACAGGUGAGAGCAAAAACGGGGCACGCACCGAGAAGACAGCUGAACUUUUACAAAAAAUAAAAGUGCUUCUCAAACUAAAGAAGACAGAGAGAUAUUUUUAAAGAAAAUCUUCAACAAGAGAGUAAGAAAGGGACUCGGGGGGGGGAGAACCUGAACUCUCAGGAGAGCUGUGUAUCUGUAUCAACAAAGCAAUGAGCUCACUUUCUCUGGAUUGAAUGAACUCGACAUAAAGAGAGGAAACCCUUGUGAGAAGAAAUUGGAUACCAAAAUGUGGACAAAAAGAGGAUGAAGAAAAUGAAAACGGAUUUUAGGACUGCCUGAAUACUGUGCUUAAAUCUUUUUCCAAAGCGUUGCGUUUCUGGAACGAGGUUUCUUCGUUGUUGUUUUUUGUAAUAUAUUUCCGAGUCUUCUGUCGAAACAUGAUGUAGUAGUGUCUCUCCUUAGCUAGCGUUGGUAGCCCCUUAGCAGAGGGCCAGGUUUUGACCACCAGAAGUGGAUAGAGCUCCUGCGGCUCGUAGGGCCGAGAGUGGAGAUGUCGCUAGAAGAUGUAAGAAGCACCGGGGCUGAAAGCGGCGCUUCAGACCACUGCGAUGGCCACUCUCUGAGCCAAGGUCAGGACCAAGAUCCGGGGAACCAGAGCCAAGGCCAGGAUGGGAUAGUUCUGGAGCGUAUUGCCUCUCUGUCGCUGGACACGUUUGACCCCAGUGAUUUCACUGGAAGGUUUACAAAGAUCCAGUCCAGGUCCAGAAAGAGGACACGGAUCAUCGGAGCCUCUCCAGUGGGACUGAAGCCACCCCUCCCGCCAGUCAGUGGAACAUUGGGAGAGAGGAAGGGUCCUGUCGUCAUGGCGCCUGUCAACGUGGACCCUGAGAGCAAGCCGGGCGAGUUCGUCCUAAAAAGCUUGUUUGCCAACUUCACCUUGCUCUCCGAACGCAAAAUUCGCAUCAUCAUGGCCGAACCACUGGAGAAGCCCCUUAACAAAUCUCUGCAGAGAGGAGAGGACCCACAGUUUGACCAGUUGAUCAGCUCUAUGAGUUCUCUAGCAGAGUACUGCCUGCCAUCUAUCCUGAGGACUCUGUUUGACUGGUACAAGAGGCAGAACGGCCUGGAAGACGAGUCCCAUGAAUAUCGACCCAGGGCCAACACCAAGUCAAAAAAUGACGAGCAACAGAAGGACUACUUAUUGGAGCGGAGAGAUCUAGCAAUAGACUUCAUCUUUUCUCUAGUGCUUAUAGAAGUUUUGAAGCAGAUCCCCCUCCAUCCUCUGUUGGAUGGACUCAUCCAAGAAGUUAUAAACCUGACCUUCAAGCACUUCAAAUACAAGGAAGGGUAUCUGGGACCCAACACAGGCAACAUGCACAUAGUGGCCGACCUCUACGCUGAAGUAGUGGGAGUUGUAGCUCAGUCCAGGUUCCCAGCAGUGAGGAAGAAGUUCAUCUCUGAACUGAAGGAGCUGAGACAGAAGGAGCAGAGCCCUUAUGUAAUCCAGUCCACCAUCAGCCUCAUUAUGGGACUCAAGUUCUUCCGCAUCAAAAUGUACCCGGUGGAAGACUUUGAAGCCUCCUUCCAGUUCAUGCAGGAGUGUGCACAGUAUUUCUUGGAAGUGAAGGAUAAAGACAUUAAACACUCAUUAGCCGGACUCUUUGUGGAGAUACUUGUACCUGUAGCUGCUACUGUGAAGAAUGAGGUGAACGUGCCAUGUCUACGAAACUUCGUAGAGAGUUUGUACGAUACCACACUGGAUCUGUCCUCUAGGAAGAAACACUCUCUGGCUUUAUAUCCUCUGGUGACGUGCCUGCUGUGUGUCAGUCAGAAGCAGUUCUUCCUCAGCCGCUGGCACAUUUUCCUCAACAACUGCCUCUCAAACCUCAAGAAUAAAGACCCCAAGAUGGCACGUGUGGCUCUGGAAUCCCUCUACCGCCUGCUGUGGGUCUACAUGAUCCGAAUUAAGUGCGAGAGCAACACUGGGACACAGAGUCGUCUGACGUCCAUCACCUCCACUCUGUUCCCCAAAGGGAGUCGUAGCGUUGUGCCCAGAGACAUGCCCCUUAAUAUUUUUGUCAAGAUCAUCCAGUUUAUUGCACAGGAGAGACUGGAUUUCGCCAUGAAGGAGAUCAUAUUUGAUCUGCUGAGUGUUGGGAAACCUGCCAAAGCCUUCAGUCUCAACCCAGAGCGUAUGAACAUUGGUCUGCGGGCGUUCCUGGUGAUAGCAGAUGCUCUGCAACAGAAGGACGGAGAGCCUCCAAUGCCCAACACAGGAGCCACUCUACCCUCUGGAAACUCUCUGAAAAAGAAGAAAACGUACCUCGGCAAGACGCUUACAGAAGAGGAAGCAAAAACCUAAGGCAUGUCCUUGUACUACUCCCAGGUGCGAAAAGCUCUGGACAACAUCCUGAGACACUUGGACAAGGAGGUGGGUCGCUGUAUGAUGCUCACCAGCGUCCAGAUGCUCAACAAAGAACCAGAGGACAUGAUCACUGGUGAAAGGAAGCCUAAAAUCGACCUGUUCAGGACUUGUGUGGCUGCCAUUCCUCGUAUCCUUCCUGAUGCCAUGUCCAAACCUGAGCUCAUUGACCUGCUCUCACGACUUACGGUGCACAUGGACGAUGAGCUUCGUCUUAUUUCCCAGAACUCCCUGCAGAGCCUGUUACUCGAUUUCUCCGACUGGAGGGAAGACGUCCUGUUUGGUUACACACAUUUCCUUUUGCGUGAGGUCCAAGACACCCAUCAGGGUCUGCAGGAUGCAUCUGUGAAGCUCCUUCUCCAGCUGCUCACACAGUGGAGGUUAGCUCUGCAGCUCCAGGGGAAGAUGCGAGGUGGAGUUGAGUCCAGCCCCAGACUGCCAGAGCGAAGCCCUCAUGGCUCAGUGCUCCAUGCAGUUGAGGGCCUUGCUCUGCUGCUCCUCUGCUCGUGUCAGAUGAGCACGAGGAAACUGGCAGUCAGCGUGUUAAGAGAAAUCCGCUGCCUCUUCACAGCUCUGGGACACGCUGAGGAUGAUGAUAAACCCAUGAUAGAGGUCAUGGACCAGCUGAGCCCAGCAGUAAUGGACAGCUUUGUUCAUGUGGCUGUCUCUGACUCAUCCACCUUGCCUCUCAGCCACCAUGUUGACCUCCAGUGGCUGGUGGAGUGGACGGCUCGACUGGUGAGCAGUUCCUACGACGUGAAGAGCCCCAGCCACGUCUGGAUCUUUGCCCAGUGUAUGAAGGACCCGUGGGUGCUCUGUCUGCACAUCUUCUUGCGGCAGGAGCACCUUCCCAAACACUGCCCCAUUGCCCUGGGAUAUGCCUGGCCCUACGUUUUCACACGGCUACAGCUGCUACUGCCACUGGUUGAUCCAAACAGUCCUGUGAAUGCUAAGAAGACGAGCACGGCGGGCUCCAGUGACAACUACAUCUCUCUGUGGCGUAACUACCUGAUCCUGUGUCUAGGCGUGGCUAAGCCGAGCAUCAUGUCCCCUGGUCACCUCAGAGCUUCCACACCAGAAAUCACUGCCACCACACCUGAUGGCAGCGUCACCUACGACAACAAGGUGAUAGGCACUCCCUCAGUAGCCUGGCUUUUAAAGCAGCUCGUCCCGCUGAUGAGAGCUGAGAGUUUGGAGAUCACAGAGUCUCUGGUGCUGGGGUUUGGAUGCACAAAUGCUCUGGUCUUCAGGGAGCUAGUCGAAGAACUCCAUCCACUGAUGAAGGAAGCACUGGAGCGUAGGCCUGAGAACAAGAAGCGCAGAGAGAGGAGGGAUCUUCUCAGGCUGCAGCUGCUGAGGAUCUUUGAACUGUUGGCUAAUGCGGGAGUUAUCAGUGACAGCACCAAUGGAGCACUGGAGCGUGAUUCCCUGGCACUGGGUGCCUUGUUCCUUGAGUAUGUGGAUCUAACCCGGAUGCUUCUGGAGGCUGAGAAUGAGAAGGAGCUGGACGUGCUUAAAGACAUCAGAGCCCAUUUCAGCGGCAUGGUGGCUAAUCUCAUCCAGUGUGUUCCUGUCCACCACAGGCGCUUUCUCUUUCCUCAGCAGUCUCUGAGGCACCAUCUCUUCAUCCUCUUCAGUCAAUGGGCUGGACCCUUCAGUGUCAUGUUCACUCCCCUCGAUCGAUACAGUGACCGCAACCACCAGAUCACUCGCUACCAGUACUGUGCUCUAAAGGCCAUGUCGGCAGUUCUGUGUUGUGGUCCAGUAUUUGACAAUGUGGGUCUGUCUACUGACGGCUAUCUCUACAAAUGGCUUGACAACAUCUUGGCCUGUCACGACAUACGGGUGCACCGUCUGGGAUGUGAGGUGGUCAUCCUGCUCUUAGAACUUAACCCAGACCAAAUCAAUCUGUUCAACUGGGCCGUGGACCGCUGCUUCACAGGAUCUUACCAGCUGGCAUCUGGCUGCUUUAAGGCUAUCGCCACUGUCUGCGGUAACAGGAAUUACCCAUGCGACCUUGUGACCUUGCUCAAUCUGGUGUUGUUCAAGGCCUCAGACACCAGCAGGGAAAUAUAUGAGAUCUCCAUGCAGCUGAUGCAGGUGCUGGAGUCUAAGCUGUGUGCGUACUCUAAGCGGAUGGUGGAGCAGAAACCUGGUAAUAUUUUGUAUGGAACGCACGGGCCCCUGCCUCCCCUGUACAGCGUCAACCUGUCUACACUCUCUAUCCAGCUGGCGAGCAUGUACCCAGAGCUCACUCUGCCACUUUUCUCAGAGGUGAGCCAGCGUUUCCCAACCACCCACACCAACGGCAGACAGAUCAUGCUAUCCUACCUGCUACCUUGGCUUAGUAACAUUGAGCUAGUGGACACGGGGCUCUUACCCCCUGCCUCAAGCCCCUGCACACCAGAGGAAGAACCUCACGGUCAGGGGCAGGGCAUGGGUUUCUCCCCCAGUCUUAGAGGUAAUGGCUGGGGCUCCCUGCAGGCGACCUCGCUGGUGCUUAACAACCUCAUGUUCAUGACUGCUAAGUAUGGAGACGAGGUUCCUGGCCCGGAGAUUGAGAAUGCCUGGAAUGCUCUGGUGUCCAACGAGAGGUGGAGCAACAACUUACGGAUCACCCUGCAGUUCCUUAUCAGCCUGUGUGGAGUCAGCAGUGAUACCACACUGUUGCCUUAUAUCAAGAAGGUGGUGAUAUACCUGUGUCGCAACAACACCAUCCAGACUAUGGAAGAGCUCCUGUUUGAGCUCCAGCAGACUGACCCAGUCAACCCUGUGGUCUUGCACUGCGACAACCCUCCCUUCUAUCGCUUUGCUGCCAGCAACAAAGCCUCCACCUCGCAGACAGGCACCACCUCCAGCAGUAACACUGUGGUGGCUGGUCAGGACAACCUGCCAGACACAGAUGAGAACAAGCUGGUCAGAGAAAGUGAAGAGCGUAGGGCCAGGGCUCACAACAGGCUGGAGUCUCGCUACAGCAACAGCUCCGGAGGUUCCUACGAGGAUGAAAAGUCUGAACCACUCCCCCCAUAUGCUGGUUGGCUACUGGGCGUUCUGGAGACCAACCAUCCUCAGCCGUUGCCCAUGCCUGUUAACGGAGGUUGCUGGGCUCCUCUGGUUGACUACCUUCCUGAAACCAUCACACCUAGAGGACCGCUGCAUAGGUGUAACAUCGCAGUGAUAUUUAUGACUGAAAUGGUGGUGGACCACAGCGUGAGAGAAGACUGGGCUCUACACCUGCCCCUGCUACUACAUGCCCUCUUCUUGGGUCUAGACCACUACAGACCAGAGGUCUAUGAACACAGCAAACGUCUUCUUCUCCACCUCCUUAUUGCCCUUUCCUGCAACAACAACUUCCAGGUAAUAGCCUCAGUUCUGAUGCUGACGAGAGAGAUCAGUGACAACAAGACCCUCACCAUUAAGUCCAGCUACCACACAGAGUACCAGCAGUCACAUGCCCCUGACUUCCUGCGAGAGUGGCAGGCGUCCCCGGUGGUGGACUCUGGCCUCAGCUCCACCUCCAACUCUUCCUCUGCCAGUCUGGGUGGCGGCAGCACUGCAGGCAGUGUUGGAAAUUUGCCCCUUGUGACACCUGACGACCUGGAGGACCUUGAAGAUACGCACAAUGAAACUGACGAGAAGAUGAAUAAACUCAUCGAGUUCCUCUCCACCAGAGCGUUUGGGCCGCUGUGGUUGCAUGAGGACAUCACACCAAAGAACCCCAACUCCAAGAGUACGGAGCAGCUCUCUAACUUCUUACGCCAUGUCGUCUCUGUCUUCAAGGAGUCCAAGUCAGACUUCCACCUGGAGCAACAGCUGAGCGACGUGGCUCUACAGACGGCUCUAUGCAGCUCAUCACGCCACUAUGCUGGGCGGUCUUUCCAGGUCUUCAGAGCCCUCAAACAGCCAAUCAACAACCACGCUGUGUCUGACCUGGUCUCACGCCUUGUCGAGGUGGUGGGAGAACACGGGGAUGAGGUGCAGGGCUAUGUGAUGGAGGUGCUAUUGACGCUGGAGUCAGUGGUGGUGAAUCUAGCAGAAUGUCUGAAAAACAGUGACCUUAUGGCAGCUCUAACCAGGACGUCCUCACCCGACUUUGUGACUAGCGACAAACUGAUGAACAGAAAGAGCACAGGUCAGUUGAACUUCCCUGGCCCGGGAUUUGUCGGUCUGUCGUCACAACGCCACCAGCGCUCCUAUUCGGUCCCCAAGAAGUUUGGAGAGUGUGGUCACCAGUCGAGUGAUCCUCCUCGCAGUGCAACUCUGGACCGCAUACAGGCCUGCAACAGUCACGGCCUUGCCCGAACAGGAAGAACCCCUGGGUCAUGCACGUCAUCAACCAAUCGUAUUGAUCCCAGCGUUCUAUCGGAUCCUGCCCACGUUUCCCAUCCCUCAUCGAUACUGGCCACAGUCUUCUGGGUGGCAGUGUCACUCAUGGAGUCAGACUUUGAGUUUGAAUAUCAAAUGUCACUUCGCCUUGUUCACAAGUUGCUGUCAAAGGUGCCCUUAGACAGAGCGGAGAACCGCGAACGCCUAGAGAAGCUGCAGGCUCAGCUGAGGUGGAGCGGGUUCUCUGGGAUUCAGCAGCUUUUGUUGAAGGGUUUUACCUCCCAGGCCACUUUUGACCUCACAUUACAGCUCUUCUGCCAGCUCACGCCAGUCUCCCGCGUGCCUGUUGUUGACAGUUCACAGUCUAUAGGUUUCCCUCUGAAUGUGCUGUGUCUGCUGCCUCACCUGGUGCAGCACUUUGGCCACCCAACUCAGUUUUGUAAGGAGAGCGCUGAGAGGAUCGCACAGGUGUGUUUGGUGGAGAAGCACACAAAGCUGUCCCAUUUGGCCCACGUUAUGACUCUCUAUAAGACACGUUCUUACACACGGGACCCUUUCUCCUGGGUCAGUGUGGUUUGCCGCUACCUGCAUGAGGCUUUCUCCGACAUCACACUCAACAUGGUCACCUAUAUGGCCGAGCUGCUGGAUAAGGGCCUUCCCAGCAUGCAGCAGUCUCUCCUCCAGAUCAUCUACUGUCUGCUCAGCCACAUGGACCUGACUGCUGUACAAGUCAAACAGUUCAAUGCCGAUGUCACAAAGACCAUUGAGAAGUUUGUCCAGACAGUACACUGGAAGGAUGCUUUAAACAUCUUGAAACUGGUAGUGUCACGCUCUGCCAGCCUAGUUCAUCCGGUGUACGGCCACUCACAGGGUGACCUGUCCAACCUAGAGGUCAGCAGGGUGUGGGACGGUUCAGCCAAGGCACUGCCUGGAAAAACACUGGACUUCACCUUUGACAUCUCUGAGACUCCAGUGAUUGGUCGUCGGUUCGAUGAGCUCCAGGGUUCAGGGGGUAGAGAGGGCAAAGCCAGAGCCAUGGCUGUAACCCGCAGUACUUCCUCCACCUCCUCUGGAUCCAACUCCAACACCAUCCUGGUGCCUGUCAGCUGGAGGCGACCACAGUCCUCUCAGAAAAGAACCAGAGAGAAGCUGGUGAACGUUUUAUCUCUUUGUGGACAGGAAGUUGGACUCACCAAGAACCCAUCUGUGAUCUUCUCAUCGUGUGGCGACUUGGACAUGAUGGAGGUGCGGGAGAGUGGCGUGUCAUCAGAAGAGGGCGGAACCAGAGAGGACACGCUUGACGACACCGCCAGCGAGCAGCAGUUCAGGGUUUUCCGAGACUUUGACUUCCUGGACGUGGAGCUGGAGGACGGAGAGGAGCUCCAGGGCGAGACAGUCGAUAACUUUAAUUGGGGCGUGCGUCGGCGAUCUCUGGACAGCACAGAGCUGGGCGACCUGUUGGAGGAGAGCCAGCACUCAGGCAGCACCCCUAGUCUGGGUCACGAGGACCCCCAUGAUUCAGACGAGUCCUCGGAGGAAGAAGAGUCUUCAACUAGCCAGAGCCUCUCUCACUCUCAGCUUACUAACCCGUCUCCAUCAGAGGAAACCAAUCACACCGAUUCUUUAUCUACUUCUUACGACACAUCUGCUGAGCCACAAUCCUUCAAUGCCACCACACCGGGUCAGGGAGCGCUCCAUGAUGAUCACAGUGCCCUACACGGGAGGGUGUGCGGUGACGAUGAGGACACUCAUGCCCAGGAUGACGACCUGUCACUGAGUGCCAACGAGCUCCCUCACGGCUCGGACUGUGGCGAAAGCUUCACCCUGGAGUUGCCAGGGCAACCUCAGGAUCAGCUGCGCAGUCUGGACCACAGCCUCAACCCAGACUACUGCCAACCACCGCUGGACUUUCUAGACCCCAACUGUCUGCCCAGCUUACGUGAUGAUGUAGAUGACUUGGAAGACCUUGGUUUUCCUCCUCCCCCUUCUCCAUUUUUCUCCGCCAUCUUGGCAGCCUUCCAACCCACAGUGUGCGACGAUGCUGAGGAGGCAUGGCGUUGUCAUAUCAACCAGCUUGUGACCGACUUGGAUGGGUCCUGUGCCGUCCACACUUUUCAAGUCUUCUCAUCUCUCUUUAAGAACAUCCAGGGUAAAUUCUGCCUCCUGACAACUGAUGUUGCCACUUACCUUGGAGAAGGAUUAAGGGGCAUCGGAUCGAAGUUCCUCAGGUCCUCACAGAUGCUAACCACAUGCUCGGAUUGUCCCACAAUCUAUAUUGAUGCUGACACGAUCAUGUCAUAUGGUCUCCUUGAAAAGAUGAAGUUCAGUGCACUGGAGCUGCAGGAGUAUCUAGAUACCUACACCACCAGAGAGGACGCCGCUGUAUCGUGGCUAAGGAACUGUAAGGACACAUUUCCCAGGUGCCCUGGUGACAGUGUGGUUACCUGCCAGCCUGGAGACUCAGAGGAGAAGCAACUGGAACUUUGCCAGAGGCUCUACAAGCUGCAUUUCCAGCUUCUCCUACUCUUCCAGUCUUACUGCUCGCUCAUUGGUCAAGUUCAUGCCAUCAGCUCUGUGCCUGAGCUGCUGAACAUGUCUCGAGAGCUUACUGACCUGAAGACCAGCCUACAGGCAGCAGAGGCGGCUGUGGCCAGCGACCUGGAACACAAACACUUGGCACACACUCACGCACACGCCACCCAGGUGGCAGCCAUGGUUGUGCCCAGCUUCCCCACCUCGGAGGCAGCUGUGCAGGCCAUACUGGAGUGCCUUAAGAACCACGAGUUCACCAAAGCUGUGCGCUACAUCCAGGAGUGCAGGAGGCAGUGGCCCAGCGGAGUGUUUGGUGGCAGCUCAGAGAGCGAGGUCCAGACACUGCUCAAUGUCUACUUUCGCCACCAGACGCUGGGACAGACGGGAACCAUUGCCCUGGUUGGCUCCCGCCAGGACCUGAGCCUGAUCUGCUCCAAGCUGCUGGAGCUCAACGGGGAGAUCCGCGACAUGAUCCGCCGCGCCCAGGGUUACCGGGUCGUCACAACCUACCUCCCCGACUCCAGCGCCUCCGGGACAAGUCUCUGACAGGAGCUCAGGAGCCCCCCGCCCCCUCCUUCCCCACC